Messenger RNA from Suillus paluster, 1941 nucleotides. RefSeq lists its product as uncharacterized. NCBI's taxonomy places the organism in Eukaryota, Fungi, Basidiomycota, Agaricomycetes, Boletales, Suillaceae. The transcript is spliced from 9 exons. Bases 1 to 1941 code for a protein of 646 amino acids. The record is from RefSeq and is a predicted model, not a curated record.
AUGUUAUUGCAGCGCACGUACUUUCAAUCAUUCCGUGAUCAAUUUGCGAUCGCCUUUGAUGCCUACCUCGAUGUCUUGCGUCAUGUCAAGGCUCUUGUCAACCAGGCACUCGGACACGAUAGUUUGAACUGGCGGAUGUUAAAUGCUUGUCCACCAUGCAGCUAUAAGCAAGAUAACGAAGAACCCCUUGACCCUGCUCGGCUUGACAGCAUGGACGGGAACAAUUCAUUAAAGCGAGUUGAUGGCUCUGGCCACGCCGAUGAACGUGUUUUCCCAUCAGAGUAUUUGAUCCCACCUUCCGAAGUGGAAUUCUUCAAGGACGAUGUUCGCCUGCGCCCAGGCACUCGCAUAGCUGCCGAUGUCACUCCCACAGCUGCCAGUGAUGACUCUGCCUGCACAGAGAAUUGGAAAACGGCAAAUACCAUCAGCAAGAACACCGUCAGCGUCUUUGAUCAGACAGGAAUUUUUGUCAGUGCUUGUCGUCACGGCAUAGUACAGACCUUGGUGGAGAUGCGUAAGAGCGGAGAACUCGCGAAGUAUGCACUAGCAACCACAAGCAAGAUUCUCAAUGUCUACGGCUCGAAUGGCGCCACAGGGUAUGAUAUUGGAUGCUCGUAUAGCAAAACUGUCGCAGCAAGUUCAAUAUCAUUAAAGGCCAGUGCUAACCACCAUCGCUUCCUUGGUCUUGGCAUCGAGGACUUAGAAACGUGCGAACGAAUCUUCUCUGGUUCCAAUGCAGUUGCGCCCAUUAUUCGUCACGCGUCUUACUUUCAUUGGCUACAAUUCAUCGAACUACAUUUUGACCAAUGGGACUUAGACAAAUACUCUGAACUCAGCAAAUUCAUCUACAACAACUACAAGCAGGCCCUCCAUAUCAUCAAUGAGCUAUCGCCUGCAGUUGAAGAGCUCAAAGCACAGCUUGGGCUGACUGACACGGAUUUUGAGAAAUGGAACACCGAGGAAUUAGAGUACUUGCAGACCCUCACUAUUGAGACUGAAGAAGAUGUUGAGAAAAUGACAUACGUCGAAGCCCUUGAGUCCUUGGCGAGCGCAGAAUCUCUUCAGGGCUGUGUAUGGGCGUGUCACAUCUGUCCAGUUCCUGUCCUAUACUCCAGGCUUUGCAAGAGCAUGCAAGCCGUUGCAAGAGCUUGGGAGGCUGAGCGCAGCUCAGCAUACCGUAGGUUAGUACUGGAGAUGAAUGCUGUUGAUGACCUUGAGCGUCGAAUGGGCAUCACUGAGUGUUGGACUCGAGAACAAGGCGAAUAUAAACAUGCGCUCAACUCCUUGACGAAUCGUCGCUUCAUCCGUGUUGUCGAGUACCUUGAAGGGUUAGUGGUCAAGAGGCUAUUUGAGUUAGCCAAAGCCAAUCUUGCAGGGACUGCAAUAUGUGUGGCAUUGGACAAGUACAACAGCCUCGCACCUUUGCAAAACCCACCCAGACCAACUCUCGAAUACCAUGAUAUCGCAUCUUAUGCGUGGCUGGGGGAAUUUGACUUACUGAAGCAUUCUCGCCGAGACCUCCUCUCCAAGCCUUGGGCUUCAAAAGCUAAUCGUGAAGUUGCUGCAAAAUAUUUUAAAGUGGUGCGUGCACGUGAGGAGAUCACUCGCUUGAAUGUCGAAGCAGCACAGCUUCAUACAUGGGUUGAUGACGAAGACACACAUCUGUUGUCAGUUGCACGGUCACUCUCAGAGACUCAUCCUGCCCUUGCAUACGAGAUUCAGUGGCGAUUUGAGGAAUGUCGUCGGGUGAAUAACAUUCACCGCACCAGACUCGGAGCAAUCUAUGAUCUCCCAGGAUACAAUGAAAGGAGAGACGGGAGGGAUGGAGAUGGUGUUGAAUUGGUGUUGGGUGACUUGGACGGAUCCUCGGUGAUUCUUGCAGAUGAGGAUGAUACUCUUUGUGAUGAGGCUAGUCGCCUCGAUGCAUGUAUGUCCGAGUAG